UGAGAAUAUUAAUAAUUACAAAAUUGUUGCCAGCGGUCGCUUCUAAACAAUCGUGGAACUGCAUCGAGAGGUUGUCCAUGGAAGAGAAAAAAGCGUUCGUUUACAGUUCACCAAAGCGACGAUGUUGUUUUAUAUCGUCGAUUAUUCUCAUUUUUCUUGUGUUGUUUGGGAUCGGUAUACUGGCUGGUUACUUUAUUGGACGUGGAGGCGCGAAGAGUUGUGAUGAUGGCGGCAAGAAUGACGGCUGUAACCCUCCAAAGGGCCUUACCCAAGAACAGCUGGAAGAGUUCCAUAAGAGAGCGGUCGACACGAUUUCUACUGAGGAGCUGAAAAAUAACUUGAAACGUUUCACUAAAGUGCCACACUUUCCUGGAGGCCCAGAGAACUUUAAACUGGCGGAGGACAUGGCAAAAAAAUGGAAAGAAUAUGGCAUCGAUGUUAUAUGGAAGAAUUACACCAUUAUGUUGUCCCGGCCCAAGGAUAUGAAGGCAGGAUCGGCUGCACUGUACAAUGGAUCUACUCUGAUCUACAAGGCAGCUCCUCAAGAAAAAUUCCUUGUUCCCUCAGAGAACAACAGCAAUGUGGUCCCACCUUUCAACGCUUAUGCACCAUCAGGAUCCGUCAGGCGAUACUAUUUUCUGAUUGUAGAGGGUAUGUACCGCCUGCCCGUGGAGGAGGCUAAGAAACUCCUCCCUCAGAUACCUGUGCAUCCUAUUUCUUAUAAAGAUGCUGAGCCCCUGCUCAGAACUCUUACUCGCAAUGUGGUGCCAUCAAAUUCCUCCUUCCGAGGUGGUUUGAAGUUUUCGUAUGGAAUACAGAUGGCGGAAGAUGAUCCGAGGGAGGUCGAAGUGAGUUGUACCAAUGAACUUUACGUGACAGAUGUUUACAACUUGAUGGGAGUAAUAAAAGGAUCCACUUACCCCGAUGAAUUGGUGUUACUGGGUAAUCACCGGGAUGCUUCUCAAACCUGACUCAUUAUGGCGUUAAUAUGAGAAUUUACAAUACACAAAUAAAGACGAAAUUUGAGGACGACUUUAAAAAGUACAGUGC
Molecule: messenger RNA, 1050 nt
Organism: Pocillopora verrucosa
Lineage: Eukaryota; Metazoa; Cnidaria; Anthozoa; Scleractinia; Pocilloporidae
Source: RefSeq, a predicted model, not a curated record